AUGCGCCGCGCCGCGCGGGCUCUUCCCGUCAUGGCCGCCGCCGGUACCGGAGAGAGCGGGGCCGGGCCCAAGGCGGCCCUCGCCCGCGCCCCGCGGCCGCGCAUCGGCACCCACGACGGCACCUUCCACUGCGACGAGGUGCUGGCGUGCUGAAUGCCUGCUUUCCCCCCCGAGCCUCACCCCGUGCCCACAUACGCAAGGACCGCGGAGGUGGUGCGCACCCGGGACCGGACCCCGAGCUCCUGGAAACCAGAGUGCGACGUGGUGGUGACGUUGGGGGCGGAGUACGACCCCGAGAGGCACCGCUACGACCAUCACCAGAGGUCCUUCGCCCAGUCCAUGCACAGCACCUCCAGCCCAGCAAGCCCUGGACCACGAAAGCUGAGCAGCGCCGGCUUGGUUUACUGCCACUUCGGCACCCAAAUCCUCGCCACCUCCUGGGGGCAGCCGGAGGACGGCCCCGUGGUGACGGCGCUCUACGAUAAGCUCUACGAGAAUUUCGUGGAGGAGAUCGACACGCCGUCGACAAACGGCGUGGCGCAGACGGACGGGGAGCCCCGCUACGCCCUCACCACCCACCUCAGCGCCCGCGUGGGCCGCCUGAACCCCCGCUGGAACGACCCCGACCAGGACACCGAGGCGGGGUUCAGGCGGGCGCUGGAGCUUGUGGAGGGAGGGAAACGGAGGCACGCAGCGGUGCUGGGGGCCGCGUGGGCAGGAGACCCCCCCCCCCGGCUCCCCCUCCCGGUGCCGCGGCGCCGUCACACCGUGGUCCCCCUGCAGGUGGACGCGAGCGGGGUGCUGCUGGAGCUCCCGCAGGGCGGCUGCCCCUGGAAGGAGCACCUCUUCGGCCUGGAGAAGGAGCUGGACCUGCCCGACCCCCUGCAGCUGGUGCUGUUCCCCGACCGCGGCGGGCAGUGGCGGGUGCAGAGCGUCCCGGCGGGGCCGCACACCUUCGAGAGCCGCCUUCCCCUCCCCGAGCCGUGGCGGGGGAUCCGCGACGAGGCGCUGUCGCAGCUCGCCGGCGUCCCCGGCUGCGUCUUCGUGCACGCCAGCGGCUUCAUCGGCGGCAACCGCACGCGGGACGGGGCGCUGGAGAUGGCCCGCAGGACGCUGGCGCUGCGGCGAGGGGCAGGAGAGCAAAGCGGAUGAGUUCCCCGGCAGGGGGCACCCCGAAAAGAACUCCCCCCCCCCCCCCCCCCCCCCCUGCCCCGGACUGCCGCGGGGGCAGAGCGGGGUCGCAGCCGGACGCUGAAGCAGCGGCGCUGGGGUUUUACUGGUCCCAGUUACGGCGUUGGAUUGGUGCGAGCGCAGGGACCUGACCGAGAGGAUUUUAGGAUCCAGCGCUCCGAAGCUUGCCCCCAUUCCUGUUACGCACCUGCUGCCCGCGGGUUCCCAGCCCCAACACCAGUAAAAACCAGUGCGGUCCCAUCA
Cygnus atratus (black swan) is the source of this 1434-nucleotide messenger RNA. It is a transcript of the gene MYG1, whose product is annotated as MYG1 exonuclease. NCBI's taxonomy places the organism in Eukaryota, Metazoa, Chordata, Aves, Anseriformes, Anatidae. The record is from RefSeq and is a predicted model, not a curated record. Gene Ontology annotation, cellular component: nucleus; cytoplasm.